GGGGGUUUCAGUUAGAGACGCGAGCGGAGCGCGGCGGCAGCAGCGGCGGCGGCAGCGGCGAGUUCGAAAUCUGGGCCGAGUAACUCUCUUUACGCGGAGCCAGACCUCCCGAGACGAGCCCUCGUUAUGAGUCAUGUGGCGGUGGAAAAUGCCCUCAGUCUAGACCAGCAGUUUGCGGGUCUAGACUUGAAUUCCUCAGACUCUCAGAGUGGAGGAGGCACAGCAAGCAAAGGUCGCUACAUUCCUCCUCACUUGCGGAACAGAGAAGCUUCAAAACAGGGAAGCUGGAGCCCAGGGGCCUCUGGCUUCUGUUCAUCUGCUGCUGACACUUCACCUUCCAUGCAAGAUUCCCCCAGCUGGGACUCUGGUCGUGGAGGUAAUGGCUAUAUGAAUGGCUAUGCCCGAGACAGCCGGAUGAAUGGCUAUGACCGUGAUCGCAGUGGGUUUGGAUCUAGAGGAGGAUCUGGACGUGAUGACAGAGGAUAUGACAGCGGGUGGAGUUCCAGUAGAGACAAGGAUGCAUACAGCAGCUUUGGUGGUCGAAGUGAUCGUGGAGCAAAAUCAAGCUUCUUUGACCGUGGAAAUGAGUCAAGAGGAGGAAGGUAUGAGGAUCGUGGAAGAGGUGGUGACUAUGAUAGGAGCGGGUUUGGUGGCAGAUCUGACCGUGGAUUUGGAGGUGGGUCACGCUGGUCUGAUAAAUCUGAUGAAGACGACUGGUCAAAACCACUUGCACCAAGUGAACGUCUAGAACAAGAACUCUUCUCCGGAGGCAAUACUGGCAUUAACUUUGAGAAAUAUGAUGACAUUCCCGUUGAAGCAACAGGCAACAACUGUCCUCCACAUAUUGAGAGUUUCAGUGAUGUUGACAUGGGAGAGAUCAUCAUGGGAAACAUUGAGCUUACUCGAUACACCCGUCCCACUCCAGUCCAGAAACAUGCUAUACCUAUUAUCAAAGAAAAGAGAGAUCUGAUGGCAUGUGCCCAGACAGGGUCUGGGAAAACAGCUGCAUUUCUUCUGCCGAUAUUGAGUCAGAUCUAUACAGAUGGCCCAGGUGAUGCUCUGAGGGCUAUGAAGGAAAAUGGAAGGUAUGGACGCCGCAAGCAGUACCCAAUCUCGCUAGUUUUGGCACCAACAAGAGAACUGGCUGUGCAGAUAUAUGAAGAAGCCAGAAAGUUUUCCUACCGUUCCAGAGUUCGUCCUUGUGUUGUCUAUGGUGGUGCUGACAUUGGGCAACAGAUACGUGACUUGGAACGUGGAUGUCACUUGCUUGUUGCAACUCCAGGGCGCCUGGUUGAUAUGAUGGAAAGGGGAAAGAUUGGAUUGGAUUUCUGCAAGUAUCUAGUAUUAGAUGAAGCUGAUCGUAUGCUUGAUAUGGGGUUUGAACCUCAAAUUCGUCGUAUUGUUGAACAAGAUACAAUGCCACCAAAGGGUGUUCGUCAGACCAUGAUGUUUAGUGCCACUUUUCCCAAGGAAAUCCAGAUGCUUGCUCGUGACUUCUUGGAUGAGUAUAUCUUUCUGGCUGUUGGCAGAGUGGGCUCAACAUCUGAGAACAUCACGCAGAAAGUAGUGUGGGUGGAAGAGAUGGAUAAACGGUCAUUUUUGCUUGACCUCCUAAAUGCUACAGGCAAAGAUUCACUGACUCUGGUGUUUGUGGAGACUAAGAAGGGAGCUGAUGCUUUGGAAGACUUCUUGUAUCAUGAAGGAUAUGCUUGUACAAGUAUCCACGGAGACCGCUCUCAGAGGGACAGAGAGGAAGCACUGCAUCAGUUCCGCUCAGGCAGAAGCCCAAUUCUGGUUGCCACAGCCGUAGCAGCAAGAGGAUUGGACAUCUCAAAUGUAAAGCAUGUCAUAAACUUUGACUUGCCAAGUGACAUUGAAGAGUAUGUACAUCGCAUUGGUCGUACAGGCCGUGUGGGAAACCUUGGUCUUGCCACCUCAUUCUUCAAUGAGAGGAAUAUAAACAUCACCAAGGACUUACUAGAUCUCCUUGUUGAAGCUAAACAAGAAGUGCCAUCUUGGCUGGAAAACAUGGCUUAUGAACAGCUUCACAAAGGUGGUGGCAGUCGUGGACGUUCAAAGAGUAGCAGGUUCAGUGGAGGAUUUGGUGCCAGAGACUAUCGAACAAGCAGCGGUUCCAGCAGUAGUAGCUUCAGCAGUAGUCGACCACCCAGCAGUCGCAGUAGUGGAGGCAGCAGAGGAUUUGGAGGUGGUGGUGGUGGUGGUAGCUACGGAGGCUUCUACAACAGUGAUGGAUAUGGAGGAAACUAUAACUCCGGGGGGGUUGACUGGUGGGGCAAUUGAAUCUGUUUGCAGCAGACAUCCUACCAAACAAGCUAAUAUGGAAACCACAUGUAACUUAGCCAGACUAUACCUUGUGUAGCUUCAAGAACUCGCAGUACAUUACCAGCUGUGAUUCUCCACUGAAAAUUUUUUUUAAGGGAGCUCAAGGUCACACGGAAACAAAAGGAACAAGCAGCCCUAUUUUGAAGGUGGUUUGAAGACUAUUGCUGUAGUCAGGAUUUAACUCCCCUCCCCCCCCCCCCCCCCC
Molecule: messenger RNA, 2548 nt
Organism: Gavialis gangeticus (Gharial)
Lineage: Eukaryota; Metazoa; Chordata; Crocodylia; Gavialidae
Gene: DDX3X
Product: DEAD-box helicase 3, X-linked
Exons: 19
Coding region: 127-2301 (724 amino acids)
Biological process (GO): gamete generation; cell differentiation
Cellular component (GO): nucleus; P granule
Molecular function (GO): RNA binding; RNA helicase activity; ATP binding
Source: RefSeq, a predicted model, not a curated record